UCGUACUUUGACACAUUCCAAACUCCAGUCUUCUUUCCUCCCGCGCCCUCCUAGAACAAAUUUUAAACUACUGUGACGAUUGAUAAACAAAAAAAAAUAGUGAAAGGAUUGACAAUAUCUACAAUGGAUAUUGUUGUAACUACAUUUACAAAUCCUUUUUCAUUUUUUUGUUAUGUUAAAGGUACUAUUAGUGAAAACGUUUAUCUCGAUGAUUUCACGACGCACGACAAACUUUCUUACGAUGUUUCUAAAGUUAAUCACGGACAGUAUGUAACAGUUAUGUGGAAAAAUAAAUGGAAUCGAGGCAUAAUUUCCAUGGAAAAUCAGCUUUUGAUUUGGUUAAUUGAUCAUGGUAGAUUUUUGCGACCUGACAAGGAUACGAUUUACGUAGACCUACCUCAGCGUUAUAAAACGUACCCAAGUAAAGUUUUCGAAGCUAGUGUUCAUGGUGUUAUUCCAGUUGAUAAAGUUAUCAGUCAAGAGUGUCAGAUAACAAAUGGUGUUACCACUGAAUGGAACAAGGGAGCCAUUGAAAAAGCUCAAGAAUUGAUAAAAAAUGCUAGGAAUACUUAUUUUGUACCUCUUGCUUUGAUGACAACAAAAUACAAUGAUGUGGUACUUGGAGAUUUAUAUCUAGAAAUGCCCGGCAAUCGCCUGAUAAAUUUCAUACAGGAAUUAGAAUUAUGGCCUGUGUUUUUAGAAUGCAAUAAAAGUGCAUACAUAAAAAAUCUACGAAACUUUUAUACAAGUCGACGUAAACACCGUUCUUGUUUCAUGAAACCAAACAUGAUAGAUUCAAAUUUAUCUGUUAUGACUUUAGAAACAAACUUACUUCAGUACAGCGCCAUCUGUGUUGAAAAACCAGAAUUCUCUUUGACACAAAAUUCCGAAGGGAGUUCAAUAGAUGGCAGCACUGUCCUUGAUAUUGAUCAAAAAGAGGAGAAAAAUAUUUACAAACUAACGCAUGAUGAAAUUGAAAAAUAUGCCGAUAUGAAUAUAACACUAAACGGUCGAGAAUAUAAUGCUUUGAACAUCUUGCUAAACAAAAUUCGAGAUUUGAAUAUUUGCGAACGUUACAAAGACCACGAUUUAAAAACAGUUGGAUGUGGAAUAAUAUCACGGAGAUGUUUGCAUUAGUAUUUCAAAUUUACGAAUAGGAAAUUGUAGAUCAUCUUUAUAAUGGUCGCAAUACUUAAAUUGCCAUGUUUAAGUUUCUUAAAAUUAAUGGUAAAAAGAUUAAAAAUGUCUGUCAUCUGGAAUGGCAGGUGAUGGUUGAUUUUAUAUUGAAUUUACCUUUCUUAUACAAUUUUGUUUGGUUUCAACUUUAUUCGUUAAUUUUGCUUCCAAGCAAAUAUUCGUCAAAAUUCAUAACAGA
Papilio xuthus (Asian swallowtail) is the source of this 1375-nucleotide messenger RNA. RefSeq lists its product as uncharacterized. The coding region runs from base 124 to 1137 and encodes 337 amino acids. The transcript has 5 exons. The record is from RefSeq and is a predicted model, not a curated record. Lineage: Eukaryota; Metazoa; Arthropoda; Insecta; Lepidoptera; Papilionidae.